Chelonoidis abingdonii (Abingdon island giant tortoise) is the source of this 1712-nucleotide messenger RNA. RefSeq names its product endonuclease, poly(U) specific (gene ENDOU). Lineage: Eukaryota; Metazoa; Chordata; Testudines; Testudinidae. Gene Ontology annotation, biological process: immune response. Gene Ontology annotation, molecular function: RNA endonuclease activity; scavenger receptor activity; polysaccharide binding. The record is from RefSeq and is a predicted model, not a curated record.
CUCGCCUCCCACAAGGGAGCCAAGCAAACUUCCCCAGCGCCCUCUCCCCUGGCAUUGCUGUGAGCCUCCCAUAGAUAGCAGGGACGGGCAGACGGGUGUUUGGGAAUUCGGGAGUCUCCUUCUCACUGACAUCUUGGAAGCUUCAUCUGCUGCGUCUCUGGAACAAUGAAGACCUGGAUCCUUCUCAUCACAGCAGGAAUCGCCUGCAGCUUGGCCUCUGGCACUGCUGAGGAUAACGAGGAAACAGAGCCAGCACAUGCCAGCUCUGCCGGCUUGUACACAGAUCCCGACUCCUGCAGGGGGCGCUGCCAUGAGCGGUACAACAAGCAGGAUGAGUGUCACUGUAAUACCAAGUGUGAAAAAUAUCGCAACUGCUGUGAAGAUUACCAUAUGCACUGCAGCAAGGAUGGGAGACAGAAGGACCCCAUGGCUGAGCCUGCAGACUCCAUGGAAGGAUUCUCCAGCAGUCACGACUCCAUCACCAACGAAGAGCUCCUGAGCAUCUCCGAGCAGCUUUUCAAGGUGGACCACAACAAAGCCCAGAAGUCAGACAUCACCAUUAACCUGCAGCAUCUCGCCUCCUCUGCCGAGAUCAAAGACAAAGAGGAUCAUUCUCCUGAGCCACUCUACACGUAUGUCAAUGAGAAGCUCUUCUCCAAACCGACCUAUGCCAGCUUCAUUAAGCUGCUGGAUAAUUACCAAAGGAUGACGGGCAGAGGGGAAGCCUUCAGUGCCGAGCAGCUGAAGGAGCAGGAGAACUUCCUGCAGGAGGUCAUGAAAACGGAGCUCAUGAUAAAGCUUUACAAUUUCCUGCACAAGAAAAAGCGCUACAGCACCCAGGAGGAGUUUGUCAGUGACCUGAAGGAAAUGUGGUUUGGCCUUUAUUCCAGAGGCAAGGAGGAGGGGGAUUCCAGUGGCUUUGAGCACGUCUUUUCAGGGGAAGUCAAAAAAGGAAAAGUGUCCGGAUUCCACAAUUGGAUUCGUUUCUACCUUCUGGAGAAGAAGGGGCUGGUUGACUACCACAGCCACAACUACGACGGGCCGUGGGCCUCAUACCCUGACGUGCUGGGGAUGCAGUUCAGCUGGGAUGGCUAUUUCAAGGAGGUGGGCUCUGCCUUCAUUGGCUGCAGCCCUGAGUUUGAAUUUGGUCUCUACACUUUGUGCUUCAUUGCUCGGCCAGGGAAGAUGUGCCGGCUGAGCUUGGGAGGCCAUCAGCUGGGCAUUCAGACCUACACCUGGACCAAAUCAACCUAUGGCAACAACAGGAAGUAUAUAGCGACUGCCUACGUGACAUCAUCCUGAUGCUGCCAGCAAUCCCAGCUGCAGGGAGGCACAGGGAGGGGAAAGGGUGGUGGUGACAUCCUGGGAGCGUGCAGCUGCACCAGGAAACUUGGGCUCAUAGAGGACGCACAGGCUGCAAUGUGCUGAUCACUCUCUUCUGCACCUGCCAGGCCUGGGACUGCCUUGGUGGGGUUAAAUGAUCUUGCUGCAUAUGCAUUAUGUUUGCAUGGUGCUGAAGGAAGCUGGGGCCCCCUGAGACACCUGCACAAUGAAGGAAGGAAGGAAGGAAAUGUGAACUGUCUGUAGCCCUGAAGAAGCUCCCGGUUCCCUUCCCAAGCAUGUGUCCCUCAUCCAGCAGAAGAGUGAUAAGAAGUGUUGAGUGUUUAAUGUGACAGAUGGGAAUUAAUGCAGACAAGUUAAAUAAAAAAUGC